UUUCUCACUUCCGUAAACAAAAACUUCAAAAUCUUUUGAAAAUUGAUUAUCUCUUUAGGCGAAAUCUGUAAUAUGAGCGAAGAUAUAGCGAUACACAAUUUUACAGGGCGGUGCAUGGAAACGCAGGUCCAUUUCCACGUUAUGAAAAUGAAAGACAGUUUUAUGGUUUGGAUAGGAGACUCACCGAAACUUGACAAUUUCUCAAUGGCAAUGCAGACAAAGUUUGAGAAAUCCCCAAUAACAACGAGUGUGAUGGGAGACAGCAGUGAUCCUACCUCAGAAGCCAUAGCACAGAAAUUAGCCAAGAGAAGCCAUAAACAGACAUUUGUCAGCUAUAACCUAUCAACAGAGGCUGCAUUAGUUCCCCUUGUAGAGCAGAGACUAUUUGAGGAAAUGAAGAUUCACCCGGAGUACUUCUGACAAAAUCAUAUGAACAUGAUAGGCUAUGAGCAUUAUGUAUUUGAACUGUGUAAUAGGAUUUUAUAAAUGUACAGGCACAUCGUAAAUAGUCUGUUACUGAACAAUGACAUAAGAAUUUGAAGUAUAAACUCUAUGCAGAUUGACAACCAGUCUGAGCUGGUGUGUUUGCACCAAGGACUUGAUGUAAGAUAUUUAAUGACAAUUGGUCACUUCGAUAUA
Messenger RNA from Owenia fusiformis, 639 nucleotides. The record is from the annotation of a GenBank genome assembly. Lineage: Eukaryota; Metazoa; Annelida; Polychaeta; Sabellida; Oweniidae.